GCCCCGCCCACGGCUCCCAUUGGUUGCCGGGCUCUCGGGGUGCCGGUCACGCCCACCGCGAAAGGAUAAGAGGCUGUUUCUGCCCUAAUCCUGGCAUUCAGGACGCCGAAGCCAGAGGUGAUCGGAGCGACAGCCAAGGACCACUGACAUGUCUGAGUUAGAGAAGGCUGUGGUGGCCCUCAUUGACGUCUUCCAUCAAUAUUCCGGGAGGGAAGGUGACAAGCACAAGCUGAAGAAGUCAGAACUCAAGGAGCUCAUCAACAAUGAACUUUCCCAUUUUUUAGAGGAAAUCAAAGAGCAAGAGGUUGUGGACAAAGUCAUGGAGACACUGGACAGUGAUGGGGACGGCGAAUGUGACUUCCAGGAAUUUAUGGCUUUCGUUGCCAUGAUUACCACUGCCUGCCAUGAGUUCUUCGAACACGAAUAAGGAAAAGAAAGCAGCGGAGCUGUUUCUGCAGCAGAGACGAAGUUUGACCAGGGGAACAGAGGCAGGGCUUGCAGGGCUGUAGGAGCUGAGCUUUCCGUGUUGUAGCUAAUUAGGAAGCUUGAUUUGCUUUGUGAGGGAACAAUUGAAACCUCUUUCCAAGGACCAUUUUUAGUGCCCCCAGCCUUACUUCUGCAUUACUAGGUGUAGUGUUAGCUUUCUGGACCUAGGGACUCUUGGUAACUAUAACUUAGGAGAGUCAUUUCUCAGUCAUAAAGCAUGUGCUGUGCUAGCUGUCCAAGCUGUGGAGACCCCUCACCUAGAAAAAAAAAUUGACUACCAAAAAGGACUGGAGCACUGUGGGUUCCACAUGCUGCCACUACAUUUAAAAAUACAAAGCUUUGUCCACCAUCCUUUGAAAACAUUGCCCGUCAUUAAAUCUUCUCAUCACUGGAGCAAAUGAAACCUGGUGUGGUUGGGUGGCCUGACAGUCUGUCCCACCUACCAAAGAGCAUGGUCACAUUUAGAGCCCUUUCCAACAGGUGAGCUGUGAUGUUUGCGUAUGCAGUUAAGCUAAUAGUUCUAAAUGGAAAAUCUGUCUCAUAAGCUGACAAAUGCUGACAUUAUAACUGUAAUAAGAACUGAGAAUCAGACUUCUGCAUUCAGUGGGAUUCUCCCAACAGGACCACACUUUGCUGGAUCUCUGGGAUUUGGGGCAGGGGAGCAGAGGGCUCAGGGCAGGUCACAGCUCUGCCCCUGGAGAUGGCCGUACCCAAGCACCUGCGCCUCCUGUUCUGUCUGUAGAAUGAAGGUUAUGAUGGAUGUGUCUGAUGUGCGGUGAAGGUCAUUCUUGAUCUGUCUGUGCAGACAGGGUCUGCUUCCAGCUGUUGGUGAAGCCAGGGAAUUUUAUGACCUUUAUGCUUUUGUAGCCACCAAUUCGAAAAAAAUCAAGUUACAAAUAUUAAGAAUCACUCCCAGGAAAAUUCAGAUUAAGCAUUAAGCUUAUCCAUCCUUUUUCUGUUAUGCUUUUUUUAAGAACACAAACUUGGAAAUCAUAAACUAAUUGGUCGCUUGUAACUGCAUUAAAUAAAAAGCACUGUAACAAACCUA
This is a messenger RNA of Bubalus bubalis (water buffalo), 1534 nucleotides long. It is a transcript of the gene S100B, whose product is annotated as S100 calcium binding protein B. The record is from RefSeq and is a predicted model, not a curated record. Lineage: Eukaryota; Metazoa; Chordata; Mammalia; Artiodactyla; Bovidae. Bases 149 to 427 code for a protein of 92 amino acids. The transcript is spliced from 3 exons. Gene Ontology annotation, cellular component: nucleus; cytoplasm. Gene Ontology annotation, molecular function: RAGE receptor binding; zinc ion binding; calcium ion binding. Gene Ontology annotation, biological process: positive regulation of canonical NF-kappaB signal transduction; positive regulation of cell population proliferation.